This is a messenger RNA of Pogonomyrmex barbatus (red harvester ant), 2271 nucleotides long. Its product is annotated as Bardet-Biedl syndrome 1. Gene Ontology annotation, molecular function: patched binding; smoothened binding. Gene Ontology annotation, cellular component: axoneme; centrosome; BBSome. Gene Ontology annotation, biological process: non-motile cilium assembly; protein localization to cilium. The record is from RefSeq and is a predicted model, not a curated record. Lineage: Eukaryota; Metazoa; Arthropoda; Insecta; Hymenoptera; Formicidae.
UUUUUAUAUAAUAUCUUAUGAUAUAAAAUUUUGCUUUCCCAAUCACAUAUUUGAUCAUCUUUAUUAUUUUUAUAGGAUUAGGUUUUCAUUCUUUUUUAACAUACAUUUUGAAUUUCCCACUUCCGCGCUAUUCGUUGAAGGUUUCUAUGGAAACGAAUACACAACAAAGCACGUGGCAUUCUGUAUAAAUUUUUAAUGCAUGUGCUUGUAGUCGGAAACUGUCACUUGUAGUCAGUUUAUCAAGUUGUAAAAUUGUCACUUGUGAAAUUGGCAUGUAAAACUUUUCAAGGAUUUUUUAUUUCAUUUGAAUUGUGCAAUAUGUAUAAAGUUAAAAAUAUUAUAAAUACAUAUCUUGUAUUAAAACUCUUAAAAUUCUGAUAUAUAGAUCAGUGAUUAGAUUGUAGAUAAGUUUAUAUUGUAGAUAAGUUAAUUUAUAUAGAAAAAAAUUACAAAAGUUUAUAACUAAUAUGCACGGCAUAAGAGCUGAUCAUAAAUCUCUUGGAGGACUCGGAAUGAGUCGCUGGCUAGAAGCACUUUGGGAGCCAAGUGCUGGUUUAUUUUCUCUGCCAGGUGGACUUGAUAUGCUGGACAUAAGUGGUGAUGGAGAUGCUAGACUGAUUUGUGCUGAUUUAGGACCAGUUGGAAGUGAUUCGACAAAGAUACGAGUAUACAAAGGAGGUGACCAGAUAACUGAACAUACUAUGGUAGAUCCACCUUGUGGUGUAGUCGGGUUUUAUACAGAAAAUGGAGAAUCUCGGUCAUCUGUAGUGGCUAUAGGAGCUGGGGCCAGUGUAUAUAUCUACAAAAAUAUGAGACCCUUCUUCAAGUAUUGUUUGCCAUAUAUUGAUGCACAUCCAAAAGAGCGAGAAAUUUGGCAUAAAUGUGGGCUGGAUGAAGAAUUAAAUGUCUUAACUCUCGCGGACGACUUGGAAUUGUUGCUGAAAGAACUUGGGGCGGCAUUUCUUUCUCCUCGCACUUUAAAGUUUCUCUCUUUGGAUAAUAAUUUACGAUUAAGCUUCGCAGAGCAGUAUAGACGAGUACCGCUUGUCAAAGCCAAUGCCCUAACAGCAAUCUCGGUUAUUCGCAGGGAUUCAUGGAAUGAUCCUGCCAGUAGUUGUCUUAUAUUAGGAACUGAAGCUGGUGAAAUUUUCAUUUUGGAUCCCAGAGCUUUUUCAGUUAUGGAUAAGCAUCAACUAGAGUGGCCACCAGUAGCGUUUGCCAGCUGUGGCUUAUGGACAGGUGAUGGUCGUAUAAUAAUCAUUGGAAGAGAUGGAAAAAUAGGAGCAAUUAGAAGGGGAAGCCCUAUAAAACUUUGGGAAACAUUGCCUGCGCCCGCGGUAGCUAUUUCUGUUCUCACUUCUGAAGGAGCGGCAGUAGCUGUUAUGGAUGGUACUCUCGUAGGAUUUUCAAAAAGGGGAAUAAAAUUAUGGCAAGUCAAUAUCCCGGGUAUAAUAUUAGAUCUAGUAAGCUUACCGGUACCGCAAAACGGGCUAUCUUUGUCAGCUGUAAGCACGGUGGGCUAUGGAGUCCGCAUUUAUGAUGGGAAACAUCAUGUGGAUACAGUAAAAAUUAUGGAGCCUGUAUCUGCACUUAAGUAUGGACGAAUGGGACAAGAAGAACGAACAAUAGCAAUGGUCACUGUCGGGGGUGGUUUAUGUAUGAAAAUCUUAAAACGCACUGCUGACUUUAAUAUGAACAAUUCAAUAUCGAAUUCGACAUCGAGCAACACGUCAAAGUUUUCGAUACCGAAGAAAACACGAUUAUUCGUGGAUCAAACGAUAAGAGAGAGAGCCGAGGCGAAGAAAAUUCAUAAUACGUUUCAGCAAGGUUUCCUCCGCUUACGUUUGGCAGCGGCCAAACAAGCGGCCGAGCAUUUAAGCGAUAACCAAGCAUCAGGACCGAAUCCUAUCAGCUUGGAAACAAAUGUUCUCGGUUUGGGUCCCAAUUACAUGAUUCGCAUUAUAGUAACGAAUAUCUCAGAAAGUGUAUCCCCAACUGAAUUAUAUAUUCUCUGUAGAGCCGAAGACACCGAUGUGAAUCCUCGUGUCGUAGAUUUACCUUUACUACCAAGUGCAGUGCCUAUACCAAUAGCUAUUAGUGCAAACUUGAAGAGUCAAAUAUCGGGAAAAGUUAAAAUAUUACUCUGCAAGAAAUCAAAUCCGAAACCUUUGACCGUCACAACUGUAAUAUUGCCAGCUGCCGAGGAAGAUUUCGAAGUCUAAAAAUUGUAAUUGAAUUAUGAUUGAAAAUUAUAAAUCAAGUAUAAGUAUA